AAACUAAAAAAAAACUUCCCGUCGAGUUCGGUUGGCGUCACCAUAUAUAAAGAUCACCGGGAGUUCCCGAAAAAUCACAUUCAGUAUCCGAAGCCGAACAAUGGUUAACAUGAGCUAUCACCAAUCUCAACUAAAAUAUAUACACAGUCCGAACCCAAGACAGUCGAGAAAGCGAAAUACCAAAAGAAAAAGGACUUGUUGGGACAAAUUAUCGCCAACGACCAAUUGCCAGACGUGAUCAUAAGAGCCUUUCAGAAGUCCUGGUCCAGCGCGUUCCAGCGUGUGGAAGACUCAUCGGUGUCGACUGAGUAACGGAGCGAAAGAUGACUGCCGAGUGGCUUCACCUGCCCCCUCCGUACCCCCCAGGUGUGGGACCGCUGUGUGGUGCAGAGUUGGAGGCGUGGUAUGAGGACCUGCAGGACAUACUGGGAUCAGACGGGGGCGGGGCCAAACUGGCGCGUGCCCCUCCCUGCUCUGAGGAGCCGGAGUUCCUAGAUGUUUUGGAGAGCUGUUCCCUGACAUGGCUGACAGACGGGGUGGGUGUCGGGGGCGAGGCGUGGGACGGAGGUGAGGGGGUCCAGAGGGUCACGAUCCCGGAGGAGCCUCCUACCCAUCCACCCCACCACACCUCCAACACCUCCCGUCCGAGUCCAGCUGAGGAAAGGGCGGAGAGGCAAGGGGACAGGGAGGGAGGGAGGGAUGGAGAAAGAGGUGGCUCAGGAGGAGGGGGCCUGUUGCCCCCAGAGUUCUUUGAGUUGCUGAACGAGGGAGGGGUGGGCAUGGUGGAGACCGGAGGGGUGGGCAUGGUGGAGACAGGAGGGAUCAUGGUGAGCGGUAGCCACCACCAUCAUCAUCAUCAGCUUCAUCAUCACUCCGACAAUGUCCAACAACCUGAGUCUCCCUCCGCCAGCGAGGAGGAAAACACCUGUGUCCCCGACUCUCCCUCCUGCUCUCCGUCCGACUCUCCCUCCUGCUCUUCGUCUGCCUCUCCGUCCACCUCUCUCAACUGCUCUCCUCCUUCCUCUCCUACUAGCACCUCGUUCUCCUCGUCUCGGCAGGACAAACGCAAGAGGGGCAACUCUCUGUCCUUCCCUUCCUCCGGCUCACACUCAUCCUCCUCUUCUGCAAAGAAGAGCAGGAGAGAGAGGGAGCAGGAGAACGAGAGGAAGGUGCAGGAGCUGACAGAUCAGAACGAGAGGUUGAAAGCAGAGAUAGACAGACUGGGAGAGGAGGUGCAGAGGACACGCCGAGCCCUGAUAGAGAGACUAGUUAACACCAGGAAGUGAGGGAGGAAGGAAGUAACAAGGCAGAACAUGAGCAUUUGGAAUAGCAGGUUGGCGGUGAAGAGUUUAACACGAUGGAGACUUUGAAAUGCCUUUUCUAGACAGCACUAAGAGAGAAACCAAAAGAUAUGUUUUAAGAAGAAAGUUAAAUGAUAAUUUUCUGAAAAACUGUAUGAGAAAGUAAGAAGGAAAAAGGGGUAGAUAUAAAGAAAGAGCGAGCGAUGGAAGAGGAAGUCAAAGGAACAGCACAGAGAGAAAGAACGGUGGCAGACAGAUGGACAUACAGGGUGUAAAAUAAUGGAAGAAAAGGUUCAGACAGGUGGACAUACAGGGUGUAAAAUAAUGGAUGAAAAGGUUCAGACAGAUGGACAUACAGGGUGUAAAAUAAUGGAUGAAAAGGUUCAGACAGAUGGACAUACAGGGUGUAAAAUAAUGGAUGAAAAGGUUCAGACAGAUGGACAUACAGGGUGUAAAAUAAUGGAUGAAAAGGUUCAGACAGAUGGACAUACAGGGUGUAAAAUAAUGGAUGAAAAGGUUCAGACAGAUGGACAUACAGGGUGUAAAAUAAUGGAUGAAAAGGUUCAGACAGAUGGACAUACAGGGUGUAAAAUAAUGGAUGAAAAGGUUCAGACAGAUGGACAUACAGGGUGUAAAAUAAUGGAUGAAAAGGUUCAGACAGAUGGACAUACAGGGUGUAAAAUAAGGCAGGAAAAGCAUCAGAAGGUGGAUGGGUCAUGUUCUCUGUUGAGAGGUUACAGUGUACUGUAUCUACAUGUAGGGUCGGUCGUCUCAGGAAGCAUCUUAGAAAUAGAUGGGUUAACUAACGACGAAUGAUUGGGCCGUUUAGGUUAUUCAGUCUCGCGUAGAGGUCAGUAUGAAGUACGGAUGGGUUAGAUUCAAUUAACCGAUUGGGGCCUUUGAUUCCAAAAAUGAAGGAAUUGAUUCGGAAGCAUCUACCUAUGAAGAUUGUGAACCAACACCUAUAUAUCCCAAGCGUUGCAUGGGUCACGUUCAUUAAGCAUCAAAUGCAAAGAAACAAAGUGGGACAAGGUGGACAAAAAAACAACAACAUUUGUUUAGUUCUGUUGCAAAACAUUUUAAAACGUUUUCUGUUGGGUGCCCUAAUGAAUGCGAUUGUGAUUGGGCGUUUUGCUCGUUAAGCCUAGUGAAGGGAUUAGUAAAAAUUCUGAUUUGUUUCGGGGUGUCGGCAUUGAUUCCAAAAUUAUGGCUAAUCGAAAAAAACAAUGAAAGUGAUUUUUCCCUUUGCUAGGAUUUAUUGAUUGGGGGGGUUUGGUAGGAAUUUUUAUUGAUCGGGCUCCGUCAACGAAGCGAUUCUGACAAACAUGUGUUGGACUCAUUCCUAGUAUGAAGGUAGUGAGAACUAAAACAAGGACAGUGCAGUUCAUAGUCACGCCAUCCUUUAUCUAGCCUGGUUAAACCUGACUGAAUGCUAAGCCUACCUUUGUUUCCCAGGGAAGCAACCGUGAAACGUAGCUAAAUACCAGGCUAUCCCUUAUCCGCCAACCUCAAAUCUAAAAUGAAUCCUAAAGACUGCAGAGACCAUCAGAGAUAAUAUUUCUUGUCCAGUUUCUGGAGUAAUAUAGAUAAUAUAGUAAUAUAGAUGUAAUAGUAAUAUAUAUAGUAUACUAUAUAGUAAUAUAGAGCUCAGGAAAGUUUGUCAGUCAGUAACUCAGUACUUCUAUAAGCCGCUACGGCUUUACUGUGCGUGGAUAGUUUUACACCGAGAACGUUGGAUAGUUUUACACCGAGAACGUGGGAUAGUUUUACACCUAGAACGUGGGAUAGUUUUACACCUAGAACGUUGGAUAGUUUUACACCGAGAACGUGGGAUAGUUUUACACCUAGAACGUGGGAUAGUUUUACACCUAGAACGUGGGAUAGUUUUACACCUAGAACGUGGGAUAGUUUUACACCUAGAACGUGGGAUAGUUUUACACCUAGAACGUGGGAUAGUUUUACACCGAGAACGUUGGAUAGUUUUACACCGAGAACGUGGGAUAGUUUUACACCGAGAACGUGGGAUAGUUUUACACCUAGAACGUUGGAUAGUUUUACACCUAGAACGUGGGAUAGUUUUACACCGAGAACGUGGGAUAGUUUUACACCUAGAACGUGGGAUAGUUUUACACCUAGAACGUUGGAUAGUUUUAUACUGAGAACACAUCUUUUUCUAUCAAAUUGACUGAAUUUAGUGGUAGUGAUAUUUACAAUGUAGAGCUCUACCCUGAUUCACAUAUAUAUUUUAUAUACUCCUGUAUUAUACGAACACAGUUCUACUGAAAUAAAACCUUCACUGUACCCAUAUUGAUUCAACAUUUCACUGUCAAUGAUGCAUCGGUUUAGUGGUUGAAUUGUUUCUGUUAAAAUGACAAGGAAACAUUGUAUGUACUUUUGUUAUUGUAUGAUUAGAGUUGCAAAUAAAAUCCUAUAAAAACA
This is a messenger RNA of Oncorhynchus masou masou (cherry salmon), 3740 nucleotides long. RefSeq names its product SKI family transcriptional corepressor 2-like. Gene Ontology annotation, biological process: positive regulation of intrinsic apoptotic signaling pathway; ER overload response; negative regulation of transcription by RNA polymerase II. Gene Ontology annotation, cellular component: CHOP-ATF3 complex; cytoplasm; CHOP-ATF4 complex. The coding region runs from base 324 to 1286 and encodes 320 amino acids. Gene Ontology annotation, molecular function: RNA polymerase II cis-regulatory region sequence-specific DNA binding; DNA-binding transcription activator activity, RNA polymerase II-specific; transcription factor binding. The record is from RefSeq and is a predicted model, not a curated record. The transcript has 4 exons. Lineage: Eukaryota; Metazoa; Chordata; Actinopteri; Salmoniformes; Salmonidae.